GACAAAUUAAACCGAAUUAGAGCGAUCCAGGAAGACUCUUCCACCGGACAGUCCGAGCACACCGGAUUUCUGCGGAGAUCUUCAUGUGAUGAACUAAAAGGCUGUGCUAGAAUGUCAAACUUUGCGAACUGCAUCUGACGAGACGAGGACAAUAACUCGCUGAGAAGAACGUUACACAAACUGUGGGUUUCACUUGAAGAUCAACAUGAAGUUCGCCCAGAUCAUGCUGAAGAACAGCUCGAAGCUGAACAUACCUAAACAAGUGGACAGGUUUUCAAAGUACUCUCCGUCCCCGCUGUCAAUGAAGCAGUUCAUUGACUUUGGAUCAGCCAAUGCCUGUGAAAAGACCUCCUUCAUGUUUUUAAGGCAAGAGCUUCCUGUCCGUUUAGCCAACAUCAUGAAGGAGAUCGACUUCCUCCCGGACAAACUGCUCAGCACUCCUUCAGUGAAGCUGCUUCAUAGCUGGUAUGCACAGAGUUUGAUGGAGCUUGUUGACUUUUUGGAGAAAGACCCUGAUGAUAAAAAAAUCCUAACUAAAUUCACAGAAACGCUGAUCAAUGUCAGGAACAGGCACAACAAUGUGGUGCCCACCAUGGCACAGGGAGUCCUGGAGUACAAGGAGGCCUUUGGCGUGGAUCCCGUGACCAAUCAGAAUGUCCAGUAUUUUUUGGACCGCUUCUACAUGAGCCGAAUCUCCACACGCAUGCUGAUGAAUCAGCACACGUUAAUCUUCGAUGGCAGCACCAAUCCAGCCCACCCUAAACACAUUGGCAGCAUCGACCCAAACUGUGAUGUUGUGGAGGUUGUAGAAGAUGCCUAUGAGAGUGCCAAGAUGCUGUGUGAUCAGUACUACUUGACCUCUCCCGAAGUGGAAAUCAAACAAGUGAACUUUAAAGGAACCAGUGACCCUAUACAUAUAGUUUAUGUCCCUUCUCAUCUGUACCACAUGCUCUUUGAGCUCUUCAAGAAUGCAAUGAGAGCAACUGUGGAAACCCAUGAGACCAGCCUACAUCUACCACCAAUCAAAGUGAGAGUUUCUUUAGGAAGUGAAGAUCUGACCAUCAAGAUGUCUGACAGAGGAGGUGGAGUUCCUUUGAGGAAAAUCGAAAGGCUUUUCAGCUACAUGUAUUCAACUGCACCGAGUCCUGUGUCUGAAAUCAGCCGUAAUGCUCCCCUGGCUGGUUUUGGCUAUGGUCUUCCUAUUUCCCGCCUUUAUGCCAAGUACUUCCAGGGAGAUCUGCAGCUCUACUCUAUGGAGGGAUACGGCACGUCGGCAGUCAUAUACCUAAAGGCCUUAUCAACUGAAUCAAUAGAAAGACUUCCUGUCUUCAAUAAGUCAGCCUUAAGGCAUUAUCAAACGAGCAUGGAGGCAGACGACUGGUGCAUCCCGAGCAGCGAGCCCAAGAAACUGGGAAAGUACGAGUACAGUGUUUGAGAGGAAUGAGAAGCUCAUACGAUAAACAUAAGAACUGAACUAUAGUGGAGUUCAUUUGGGUAACCAUCAAUGUGACUGUUGAGAUAUUUCAGACGCUUGAGUUGAUAAUUGACUUUAUGAAUGUUUCAGUCUGAAUAACAAGGGCAUUUUUGUCUUCCACAUCUCACAUUGCUUAUAAUACACCAUGCACUUCAUUUGCUAUGCCAACUCACAGGACAUUCUUCUUCAGUGGUGUCAGAGACUUCAGUCGAAUAUACUAAAGCUGAUAGGUUGUUUGAGCACUUGUUGAUUCCUACACAUUACCACAGAUUCUGUAAGUGUGUUUUAGAGUAGAGAACUUUUUAGUCAGUGGGGCCAAGUUACCAGCUUUGUGUGAGUUAUAGCAUGUAUUUCUAGCAAAUAUUUGGGAGAACACACAAUAAUCUGAAAGUAACCAAGGCUUUAUAUAGUUUGGUGGUUAAAAAUAUUAGAAUGACCAUAGUUGUGUGUUGCUUUAUUGUGAUCUUGAAAUGUUCCUCUAACAGUUGGACCUAAUGUCUAACACUCCAUUUACUUUUGAGUGUAAAAAUGAGAUGCUAUCAGUAAGGCCAAAUCAUUUCAUAAACAUGUGAGAGUUGCUGUCACAAUGACAUCCAAGUUACUUCACUGACAUUAAAAACAAUGAAUUUAAUUUGACACUCUAUCUAACAUGUAAUAAUAAUAGAUUGAGUUGUGUUAGGAGAAACCGACAUAGUAAGUUUGGGCCCAGGUUCAUCGCUAUGUUAUUCAUUUAUUUAAAACUGGCUAGAUGGAUUAGACAGUGUUACUUUUUGCUAUGUGUGUGAAGCUUUUUGGCCACAAAAAGUUAUGAUCUUUGUGACAGCAGCUUCUGGCUGAACAUUUCAGGUAUUCUGUAUGAACAAAAAUGACAUGUAGCUCUAUUUGAUUUAUUUUGUUAGCAUGAAAACACUGAAGAGGCAAUAUUUUCAUUAUUUUCAUUUGCGUAUAAAUGAAAGAUGAAUGAAAUGGCUUGUUUUUAAAUAUAUUAUCUCAGGAUUGUGCUGAUUUGCCUUUCUAGUUUUGUCUGUGUUUUUUUAGUCAUUCGAUUUUGUUUUUGUUGUUUUGUUUUACUUUUACUGUAAUAUUUGCAAAGUUGGCUUUUUGAAAGCAAUGUAAAGGACCUGUAUGAAUUUUACGGGAACUCAACUGGCAGCAGCUGCUCUUUUUCAAGUGACACUCACGAGCAGUUUGCUCCGCUAACAUGUAUUUGCCUCGUUCAGAGAUGGAAGUAUUUAGACAACCUCAAUAGAUCAUUUGCACAUUUCAAGCUGUAAUCAAGAACUGACAUGUUGAUGUUAUUCGUUCAUACCUCAUAAGCUUCAUUUGCCGUCAUGUUGAGCUUGACAUACCCAUCCUCGUGAAAUCACACCUGCUUCUUGACGUGUUCUUGAUACACAAUCCUGUAUUCACAAAGAAGCAACUGUGUUAAUGAAUACACAGUGUUAUCCAUAAAACUCACUCGUGCAGUGAGAGAGUGCCAUUUUCUGUACUAUUAAAACAAUGAAUGAAGAAAAAAAAAUAGUUUUCCUUUUU
This is a messenger RNA of Carassius carassius (crucian carp), 3007 nucleotides long. RefSeq names its product pyruvate dehydrogenase (acetyl-transferring) kinase isozyme 2, mitochondrial-like. Gene Ontology annotation, molecular function: pyruvate dehydrogenase (acetyl-transferring) kinase activity. The transcript is spliced from 11 exons. Lineage: Eukaryota; Metazoa; Chordata; Actinopteri; Cypriniformes; Cyprinidae. The record is from RefSeq and is a predicted model, not a curated record. Gene Ontology annotation, cellular component: mitochondrion. The coding region runs from base 206 to 1435 and encodes 409 amino acids. Gene Ontology annotation, biological process: protein phosphorylation; regulation of glucose metabolic process.